Molecule: messenger RNA, 1896 nt
Organism: Vitis vinifera (wine grape)
Lineage: Eukaryota; Viridiplantae; Streptophyta; Magnoliopsida; Vitales; Vitaceae
Product: protein neprosin
Exons: 7
Coding region: 300-1529 (409 amino acids)
Source: RefSeq, a predicted model, not a curated record
GUGACUGAGAUUAACAACUGUAAGUAAUAUUAAAAUGUUUUUGAUGAAAGGAAAGUAGAAUAGAAAAGGCUGUGUGGACUCCAGCCACAGAAGCAGCGGUAGUGCCAAAACAACAAAUAAUAGUGGACGCAUUACCCACCAACUACCUCAUCUUUUUUUUCCCUUCUAUUCCCUUCGUAGUUGCGACCCUUCUCUGUCAGGCAGUUGUUCGCGAGAAGAGCAGACGAUAAUCAAGCAGACUGUGACCUAUUACAUUACACCUGUGUUUGCUGUGCUGUUGUUGCUGCUAUUGGUUGGAUAUGGCAGCCAGGGUGAGGGUGGUGGUAAUGUUAUUCUGCCUCUUGGUUUUCUUGAUACCCCCAUCAUCUGCCGGUGGUCGGAAGCUGGAGAUAAAGAAGCACUUGAAGCGUCUGAACAAGCGUGCUGUUAAAACCAUUAAGAGCCGAGAUGGAGAUAUAAUCGACUGUGUCCGAGUAACCCACCAACCAGCUUUUGAUCAUCCCAUGCUGAAGAAUCAUACAAUUCAGAUGAAACCAAGUUUUCACCCAGAAGGGCUUUUUACUGAGAUGAAGGCGCCGUCCAAGUCCCAUAAAAGAUCAAAGCCUGUUACUCAGCUGUGGCAGCUGAACGGAAGGUGCCCAAAAGGAACUGUUCCCAUCAGAAGAACAAAGAGAGAAGAUGUUCUAAGAGCCAACUCCAUCAGCAGAUUUGGAAAGAAGAAACACAGAACCUUUCCUCAACCAAGGUCUGCAGAUCCUGACCUCAUCAGUCAAAGUGGCCAUCAGCAUGCAAUAGUUUAUGUGGAAGGAGAUAAGUAUUAUGGAGCAAAGGCAACCGUAAACGUUUGGGAACCCAAAAUCCAGCAGCCCAAUGAAUUCAGCCUUUCUCAGAUGUGGAUCUUAGGAGGUUCUUUUGGUGAAGAUCUCAACAGCAUUGAAGUUGGUUGGCAGGUCAGCCCAGAUCUAUAUGGAGAUAACAACAGUAGACUCUUCACAUACUGGACGAGUGAUGCAUAUCAAGCGACGGGUUGUUAUAACCUCCUCUGCUCAGGCUUUGUUCAAAUCAACAAUGAAAUAGCAAUGGGUGCGAGCAUCUUCCCUGUUUCCCGUUAUCACGGUUCCCAAUAUGAUAUCAGCAUACUUGUGUGGAAGGAUCCAAAAGAGGGUAAUUGGUGGAUGCAAUUUGGAAAUGACUAUGUGCUGGGGUAUUGGCCAGCCCUACUUUUCUCGUACCUAUCUGACAGUGCUUCCAUGAUUGAAUGGGGAGGGGAGGUUGUUAACUCCGAAGCUGAUGGACAGCACACCUCAACUCAAAUGGGCAGUGGUCAUUUCCCAGGAGAAGGGUUUGGUAAGGCUAGUUAUUUCAGGAAUAUUCAAAUUGUUGAUGGAUCCAACAGUCUACGACCUCCUAAAGACAUUGGCACUUUCACUGAGCAAUCCAGCUGCUACGAUGUCCAACAUGGAAACCAUGGUGAGUGGGGGAGCUACUUGUACUAUGGUGGUCCUGGUAGAAAUCCCAAUUGCCCAUGAUCAAAUUGAAAAAAGCAGGGCCUCCUUCAAUUCUUCUCUCCCACAUAUAUCACUCAAAGCACCCAUGUGCCCUUGUUUUGAUUAAUUCAUUAUUAUACAUCUCCUUUAUUCUUAGUCUAGCCUGGUAACCUCUGAAUCUUCUUUCUGUCUGUAUCAAGAUGGUCUGGCUCUUUAGAGCCCUCCACAUGAAAUGUUGGAGACAGAGAGGUGAUCCAGUUUCUUAUGCUUAAAGAAACAGGCACCUUUGUUACAUGUGUUUGUCUAUUUGUGAGUUGUUAAUGCAUGAAUAAUAUUCUUAUGGUUAAGUAAUUCAAUCUCUGUAAUGUGUAAUAAAGGUUAAUGGAAACUUCCCUUUUGGCUUGGUUAA